UUUAUUAAACGGAUACCUCAAACACAGAAACAUGAACUCCUUCGCUGUAGUGGCUACCUUCUUGGCCGCUUUGGCUUGCGCCCAAGCUGGUCUCCUCGUAGGACCAUCCGCUAAGGUACUCCAAGGACCUAGCUCCAAAACCACCGUUGUAGGCCCAGACGGCAGUGCCAUCUCUAGUGUUGCUCCAGGCGGACAAAUCAUUACUGAAGAACACCCAGGAGUAGUAGCCCACACCGCCCCAGUCGUUGCCGCCCCAGUUUUGGCUCAUUCCGCCCAAUUAGUCGCUCACUCUGCUCCAGUCUUGGCUCACUCCGCUCCAGUAGUAGCUACUCAUGCCGCCCCAGUAUUAGCUCAUUCUGCCCAAGUUGUGGCUCACUCCGCCCCACUUUUGGCUCACUCUGCCCCAGUUGUGGCUGCCCACCACGGAUUGGUAGCUCACGGCGCUGAACAAACUGUGGUGUCUGGACCUUCCGGCGUAAUUGCCACUGGCAGAUCUGUAGCUCCAGCUGCAGUAGUAUCUCACGGGGUACCACACGCUGCCGUUAUCGGUCAUGGUGUUCAUGGUAUCCAUGAAGUUCAUGGAGUUCAUGGUCUCGUACUUUAAAUUUCACACAUAUUUGUACAUAAAUUUAUUAAAUAAAAAGAUUUUUAAAAU
Messenger RNA from Aethina tumida (small hive beetle), 655 nucleotides. RefSeq names its product cuticle protein 16.5-like. The coding region runs from base 32 to 604 and encodes 190 amino acids. NCBI's taxonomy places the organism in Eukaryota, Metazoa, Arthropoda, Insecta, Coleoptera, Nitidulidae. The record is from RefSeq and is a predicted model, not a curated record. The transcript is spliced from 2 exons.